AAACUCGUCGGCUGCUCUCGGAGAGGCGCAGUGCACCGGAGGAAAUGCCUCCACACUCUUCAUGUUUAAUUAUUAAAUUAGUUUGCCGCGGAUUCGACGAGGGCGUUUCUGUUCAUUUUUCGGGCCAUCGGGAAGUGUGACACCGCACACAUCAUCAUCAAAAUCAUCAUCAUCAUCAUCAUCAUCAUCUCCCCGCUCGUGUCCGAUGCCGAUGGAGCUGCGCGAGUGACGCAGAACGUGCGAGGAGUUGUUGUUGUUCGUGGAAAAGCUCCUCGGCGGGCGGGUGGGCGAGAGAGUGUUCUGGAACUGCUCUAAAUACGGAGUUGUUGGGAAUCGCACCUAAGUAUCGCAAGGAAAUAUUCCGCGCCGCUCCGGCCGGGUUCCGAUCCGAUCUGCAUUGGACCCCAUGCCAUGGUGCUGCUCGGAAAGCGACGGAGGAGAAAAGAAGAAGAGCGAAGCCGCGGCAGCACUGAGUGCGACAUGAAUGAUUAUCGUGAUGAUGAUGGAGCUUUUAAAACACCACAGUAACAGUUGUUGUGACUAUUAGCGGUGAUUUAAAACACUUAACAUUUACAUGUUCCCGUUAUGGGGACCUUUGAGACCACAGCUGUCACGUAUUAUGAAGAAGAAGAAGAGGAAGAAGAGGAGGAGUACUAUGAAUUCGAACCCCUGCCCACACUCCUAGAAGAUGAGGAAAACGUCUCCCUCGCAGACAUUCUCUCCCUGCGGGACAGCUGUCUGUCGGAGCACGAGGUGUGGGCGGUGUGCGUGGAAUGUGCCCUUUCCCUGCGGAGGAUUGCCCACUCGCCGCUCUUCCGCACCCUCUGCAUCACGCCCGACACCCUGGCCUUCAAUGCCCACGGCAACGUGUGCUUCAUGGAGCAUCUCAGCGAUGACCCUGAAGGUUCAUUCACCCCCCCAGAGUUUGACAGGACUGGUAACACUUUUGAGGGUCACGUCUUCUCUCUGGGCGCGACCCUGGCAGCCUCCCUGGAUUUUGUCAUCGAGCCAGAGCUGCGACCAGAGCUGGGCACCGAAGUGAGGACGCUGCUGGAGCUGAUGCAACGGGAGAGGCCAGAAGAGAGGCCGAGCAUCACAAGCAUUGUGGCGUUGGCAAAAGUGAAGCUCAUGAACGUGUCCUCUUCAAGCGUCUGUCGGAAACUGUCUGCCAUCGGUCGACGGGUCCUUUCCAUUGAAUCCGUGAGCACUUUUCAAGAUGCUUUGGAAAGUUCAUGCGGGGUUCAUGAGCAGCAAGCGAAAGCCAGGAGGCAGCUUCACGAUCGGAAUCCGAGCGACGGGUCGUCCAGCUCCGAGGACCUGGCCGCGGAUCCGAGCGUCCCGGAGGGCAUCGCGCAGCCCGUGGCGGAGGAGCGCCGCUUUCGACUGCAGCUGGACAGCAAGUCCCAGAACAGCUCCCCCGUGAGGAGGAGGCUGCAGGAGAAAGGUGGGCGGAGCGGGGGGGUCCUCAACCGCUCGAGCUCCGUCCCCGAAUCCAACAACCCCCCUUCGCUUCAGACCCACUCGGUGAACCUGAACGCGCCUGUGGCCGACCUCACGGAGAUAGGCUCCGAGGAGCUGCCUGUGGACGCCAUCAUUCGGAGCGCCAGGACUCGGAGGAGCAACCGCAAUCCGACAGCUCAUCGCUCGAACCCUGAGCGGGACGAUUUCUCGGGGGGAGAAGAGUGCGGCGGUGCACCGGAACGCUCUCCGGUCAGGAAGCCGAACGCGAAGGCGUCUUUACGCGCACGCGUGCGGGAUGCAGACGGCACCGCGUACGGCGAGGCUCCGAGCGAGAAGGACCCCCGAGAAUCCGCGUGUGGCGACAUCUCGCUCGAGAGCGCGUACGGUCCCAGCAACCACAUGACCAAAAGCAUGCUGUGCCUCAACGAACAAGUUCAGGAUGAAUGGAUCUCCCUGAAGGAGAUGCUCUGUCAGUGCGACCAGCCUCUGACCGUGAACGAACUCUGGGCCCUGUGUUACACCUGCCUGUCCACGCUGCAGACCUACAUCGACUACCCAGCGUAUUUAUGUCUGGAUUCUGUGUAUGUCAGCUGUGAAGGAGAGAUGCUCUUCCUGAAGCCCCAAAACACAGGAUCUUAUGAUGCCUUCUAUUUGGCACCGGAAUUUCAGGAGCAUGGAAUUGUUACAGAAAAGGUCUGUGUUUACGGGGUGGCUGCUAUCCUUUGGGCCACGGCCAAGUUCAACUUGUCCCCGAACGAGAAGUUGGCAAUGCCAAGGAAACUGAAGCGGCUGCUUCUGGAAAUGGCCAAGAGGACUCCCAUCGAGAGGCCUUCGAUUGUGGCUGCCAAAAAGAGCUGUCGGGAGUACCUGCUGCGCCAGCGUACAACUCCCGAGGAAGUCUGGGCUCAGCUCAUCCACAGACCUCGCCAGUCACACCAAAGGAAUAUGAGUAGUGGUUCUCCGGAGAUCCUGGACACCAUUAAAAGGCUUAACUCCAAAGAACCUUCAAGCAGCAGGAUUGGGUUCGUUCCCAUGACCGGGCGGCACAAGCUAUCUCCUGUUCAAGGCCCCGUCCCACAGCAGUACCCUGUCGCUGCUGCCCCCCAGCUCCCCGAUGCGUUCACCUCCUCUGCCACUCACUUCACACCCAUCGUCCUUGCCCAGGGGGAGGCCAGCGAUGGGGGAGUCCCGACCCAAGACCUUGGAUGUGAGGGGGCAUGUGAAAGGCCUGCUGAUAAUCAGCAACCCGUAAAGCUGGAGGACGCAGAAGACACACCGAUGAGAGGAGUGGCAAAGGUGCCGCACGAGGUCGGAUGCUUCACCACCCAGGAGGGUGUUGGCUCGCGAGGUUGUUCUUCCGCAUCAUCCAGUGGCAAGACUCUGAUCAACAGCCCACCGGCCGCCUCCCCUGGGCACACAGACUGCGAGGGCCUCAGUUUUCCUCACUGUAGAGCUACUUCGUCCUCCUCUUCCUCCUCUGCGCACUCCUCUAGUCUCAUUGGCCGCAACACGGUCAGCAACUACCUCCUGAGGCAGGAUCCCCAAACGGGGCUCCUUACAUUGUUUCCCGUCCAGAUUGCUGUCCCAGAGCCCAUUCCUGGGCUGAACCUCAACAUUGCUCCGGUAACGGCCCCAUGGGGGCCUGCUGAGGGCCAGCCAGCUGUCCUCGCCCCUGGAGCUCCUGGCAAAGUUGCUGAAGGCAGCAAUGCGCUGGACCCAGAUGUGUCUCUCGUUCCUCUGACCGCUGCCCAAAUGGACGGUGGCCAACCUGGAAAGCACGAGGAGCAGGGAGCCACGGGUCUGGGGCAAGAGAGCUCAUGGAGUUCCAGCCAGGCCUUUGGAGAGCAGCCUUUGUCACCUCAGCUCCACCCUUCUCUACAGGCAGUCAUGGCCCUCCUUCGGGCAGAGUUUGCCUUUAAUGGCUCUCGAGAGAAUGGUGUUGAGGACUUCAGAACAGGGGAGUACAUUUUCUCUUUAAGGGACAUCCAGUAUGGCACGUUUUGCAGUGCUAUUUGUGAGAAAUUCUGUCAUCUGCACUGGGACCAGAAAUUACUGGAAGCACUUUACAUUGUGGUCAACACAAAAGACACCUCUCUAGUCUCCCGGAACCCGUCAUCCAGCUCAUCGAAGGCGGCAGAAAGGGCAGCGGCGUCGCCCCAGGCUGGAGAGCAUACCGUCGGAUGUCGCCCUCUGAAACCAGGCUGUUUGGAGGGGCCUCGCAGGGGGUCCGCCGUCACACCCGAGCCUGGGAUACUUUGUCCACCAGCGCGGCCCGAGGAGCCUAUGCAGGAAGUCUUCAUAGACGUUCCUCCUCUAACUCCUCCUGCUAGAGGAUGGAAGGAUGGAGAGGUGGCCAAUGGCGGCGUGAACUUCAGCGCAAGUCCCGUAGGGAGUGCUGAGGAGAACCUGCCCAACGCUGAGCACCUGUGGCACACUGGGAGGAGCCACCGCGACCAGCGCAGCAUCGACGUCUCAGAGGAGAUGGAGGACAGCGACUCCCUGGCGUCAGAGCGCGUCCAGGAGGAUGGACGCUCCUCGUCUCCGGGCCGUGGGGUCCGCGGGUCGAGUUGCCGCCCCGGCUGGGCUUUAGCCUUCUAUGGGGGGGACUGCUUCGGGGAGGAGGUGCUCAAAUACGUGGAGGAGCUUGGGCAGCGCAGUGAGGAGCCAUGCGUGGAGGCCAAGCAGCAGGAACUCCAUCAGCAGCUAAUGAUAGAGAGAAGAAAUCUGAAAAAGACAAGAAAUUUUUAUCAAAAGCUGCUACAUCAAGAGAAGAGAAAUAAAGGUUCAGAUGCCAAAAUCUUGCUGUCUAAACUGCAGGUUCAGCUUGAGGAGAUGAAGGGGAAAGUGGAAUUUCUGGACUCUGUGAAGAAGUAUCUGGAGGUCCUGCGUUUGGACCAGUGGGGUCUCGACACGAGCCUCCUACCCUCCCUGGCAGCCGCGGGACCUGCUCCGCUGGAACUUGUAUCCUGCGAGGACUCGUCCACGCUCAGCCUGCAGCCAGCGUCUGGGUGCCGGAGGAGCGGCUCCCUGCAGGCGGGAACACCCCUGGGUCUAAUGUCCUACCUCUAUAGCAGAAAUGCGUUCCUUGAAGGCUUCAUCCAGCAGUUCCUGUACAUCUACCGCUACUUCUGCUCUCCUCAUGAGUUUCUACACUUUCUGAUGGACAAAUUCAGUAGCUCUGCUGGCCAGGAAUCCUCUGGAGAUCAGGCCAAGGUGUGCCGACGAACGCUGGACGUGCUGCAAGCCUGGGUGGAAGACUGUGGCCAGCUGGACUUCCCUCCAAAGUCUACCCUCAAAGAGACCUUGGAGAAGUUCCUCACAUCACAGGUGUCUCCGGUGGACGGCCGGGGAGACAUCCUGCUGCAGAUGCUGGAGAACCCCCCAAGGAAGAGGCUUGUCCACAUCAUUGCGGGUCGCUCUCAGAGUCUGGGCAGCAUUGCAGAGGAUGGGGACACCCAGUUAGUUCACGCAUUAUGCAGAACGUCAUCAGCCGAGGAUUCGGGGAAAAAGAGUUUCCAGUGGAGGGUCUCUCGAGCGCUGGAAGCCCAGGUGGCGCCGCCCAAAGAGAAGAUGUACAGCAUCGCUGCGGCUCUGCCCCGGCCCUGCUACGCGUCCCUCGUGGCGAGCGCGUCCAGCCCCUGCCUCAAGAGUGAGGAACGGCUGCCCUUCUUCCGCAGCGAGCUCAGCGCCCAGCACUGCGCCCAGCACUGCGCCCAGCAGCUUACCCUGCUCCAGCAGGAAAUGUUUCAGGGCUGUCAUCCGGUUCACUUCCUCAACUCCAGAGCGCAGGGGGUCCGGGACAAAGUGGCAAGUGCCGCAAAGGCUCUGCCGCCUGACGCUCCGCCGCCAGCGGAAAGCGGCGGCAGCCUUUUUUCCCAGGAUCUCGCAGCGCGGGACCGACACCUGCUGCGGCUGCUCAAGUACGAUGACCUCGUGAGCAACUGGGUGUCUGCCGAAAUCGUCAUCUGUGACUCCAUCAAGACCCAAGCUGCCUUGCUUUCAAAAUUUCUCGCGAUGGCCAAGUAUUGCUACGAAUCCAGAAACUUUGCGACCGCUAUGCAGAUCCUCGGAGGCCUGGAGAAUGUCAUUGUCAGGCAGUUACCAGCCUGGAAACACCUCUCAGCUAAAGUGUGUGAGGUCCCGGAGGAGCUCAAGGCAGUGCAGGUGUUUCUCAAGAGUGAUAAUCUGUGUCUUACGGAGGGGGAGCGGUUCAAGAGACUUCCGACGCUUCCAGCCACUCACAUACUUGCCAUGCAUGUUCAGCAGCUGGAGAUAGGGGCUUUUACCCUUCCUAGUGGGGCCUGCAAGUGGCCCAAACUAAGAAACAUAGCAAAGGUGGUGAGCCAGGUUCACGCCUUCCAGGAGAACAGGUUCAUGUACGCCCCCGACCAAGAGUUACAGGGCUACUUGCGCCAUCGCAUCUCCCGUCUGAGCGACUGCGACAUCGCCCUCCUUGCGGCCGAGAACGACGCCAACUUCCAGCAGAUCCUCAACGACCGCCACUCGAGAAAGAUCCAGGACACCUUACGUCGAAUGAAGGCCACCUUUCAGUGACAUUUUCCGAAAGCGGCCACAGUGCGAGCGUUUUCACGGCAGCAAAGACAACUGCCGUCUUCUCCUUCGUUGCGCUCAGCAGCUCGUCUUACAGUUCAGCAUUCAAUGAUGUGCUAAAACGUGCAACAUGUCCCGUGUGUAGCUGUAUGUAUCAUAGCUACACACUAGACUAAUUUGUUUUCACGAUUGUACGCCUCUCAUAUCAUAAUGCGAAAUGAUUCGGAAAGAAGCCUUGUUCUCAUGCUGCUUGUUGCUUAUUGCAUUAGUGUUUAUUUGGCUGUAAGGCGCAUUUUGUCUUGUUGAACACAGAACUUGUGAGAUACUAAUAAUACUAUCUGAAAUGCCAAGGAUUUAAACUGAUUAACAAUACAUUUACUAAGCAGUAGAAUAACUUAAGCCAGAGACAAUCGUGAUGCCAUUUUCAAAAUUUUAUGAUAAUGCUUUAAGAAAUUUCAAACUGAAAUGUACAAAACAUUAAAGUACUGUGAUUGCUAAAGAACAAUCUGCCACUAUAGAAUAAAAAAAUCUGCAGAAAAGCUACAAGAACCACUAAAGUGGUUUUCUGCCAUUAAUAACACUGGCACAUAUUGCAGUUUCAUAGCGAGACAAAGAAUGUGACUGAACUAGAAUGAAGUGCAAAGUUUUGUUAUUAUGUUAUGUUAGUUGCCUCUGGUUGUUUGAAAUAAAAAAAAAAAAUAACUGUGGUAGAAAGGAAAAUAACCGUAUAAUUUAGGUUCACUGAUUUAAAAAAGUUUUUUUUUUAGCACUUCUUGAAAGGCACAAAAUGUAGUUUUGAAAUGAGCAAAAUGAUAGUUUAAUUGUUUGGACUGAAACCACUGAUUAAGUUGACAUGUUAUGAAUAAAUACUCAUUGUUAAUAUUUAAGACGGAACAAGUCGCACAAAGAUUCACUGUCACCAACGAAAUCAUUUUAUGUGCUUCAUGAUGUUGUCUGCAGUUUAGCUGCCGUGCUUCAUAAACGUUUAUUAAGAACCAAAUAGGAAUGCGUAACUGAAUUUUGGAGGUCCCCUCCAGCAGCAUGCACCUCUGGGAAACACAUACUGUACUUACAUACCACUUUAAUUUUAACAAUUUUCUGUUUCAAAAUUUGUAUGUCAAAUUAUCUGAAACAAAUGGCACUUUAAUGAUCCAUGUUCCAGUUUGUAUGGUUGAAACAAAUGAACCAAAAAAAUCUAUUAAAGGGUAACUAAAGGA
This is a messenger RNA of Scleropages formosus (Asian bonytongue), 7229 nucleotides long. It is a transcript of the gene kndc1, whose product is annotated as kinase non-catalytic C-lobe domain containing 1. NCBI's taxonomy places the organism in Eukaryota, Metazoa, Chordata, Actinopteri, Osteoglossiformes, Osteoglossidae. Gene Ontology annotation, molecular function: guanyl-nucleotide exchange factor activity. Gene Ontology annotation, biological process: regulation of dendrite morphogenesis; small GTPase-mediated signal transduction. Bases 586 to 6015 code for a protein of 1809 amino acids. The transcript has 30 exons. The record is from RefSeq and is a predicted model, not a curated record. Gene Ontology annotation, cellular component: neuronal cell body; dendrite; guanyl-nucleotide exchange factor complex.